UAGGAUCCGAAACCCCCUCCCCCUUCCUCCAAAAGGAAAAAAUAAAACACAAACAACGAGAAAUAAAAAGAAACUUGAGCCAGGCAGGUGUCGACGAGGCAAGCAGGCCGCAUUAUUCAAGUAGAGGAGAGAACGAAAGGCACCCGACCGGUACGAGGCAGCCACCGCAGCGAUACGGAUACGGAGCAGGGUAACACGGACUACGUGUAGAAGUGAUGAGGUGAUGAGGUGAUGCAUUGUUUUCGCCAGGAAGGCGUGUGACAGCGUGAUCUUCUCGGGAGUGAGUCGCCAUCAAGGGAUUGCACAUAUGUCGUACUGUUAACUUCCUGAUAGUGUAGAAAUGCCCCUGCGGGCGCCGGGAAACAACUGCUUCAUACCUAACGCAUCCCCGUACGUGAUUCUUUCUCUCCCUCGCCCUCUCCAUUCCUCGCCCCCUCACCUUCUCACCCGCUCUCUCUCCCUCUCCCUCCCUCCCUCUCUCUCCCUCUCCUUCUCUGCCCUUCUCCCUGUCUGUCUUUCUCUCUGUCGGUCUGUCUUUCUCUUUCUCUUUCUCUCUCCCUCCCUCCCUCCCUCCCUCCCUCCCUCUCUCCUUCUCUCCUCAACCAUCCACCCAUUCACUCUUCCCUCCCUCCACCGCUCUCCCAUGCCGUUUUCGAGGCAAGCCUCUCAUCCCCUUGCUUUUUUUUUUGGUGCCUUUCUUUUUUUCCCACCCCUUGGCUUGUCUCGUCGUCGUUUCCCCAUUGGCCCUACACCCGCCUCACGGCCCGCCGAGGGUUGGCGACCCGGUUCGUGGAUUCGCGAUCUUCUCCUGAGUCCACAAAUCGAGCCGCACUUGGUAGAUCUUGGUAGGCCUUGGUAGACCCGUGCUGUAGGAAUCCGCUAGUGCGCCCUACAUGGUAGCCGGCUCUCA
This is a messenger RNA of Durotheca rogersii, 910 nucleotides long. RefSeq lists its product as uncharacterized. The transcript has a single exon. NCBI's taxonomy places the organism in Eukaryota, Fungi, Ascomycota, Sordariomycetes, Xylariales, Xylariaceae. The record is from RefSeq and is a predicted model, not a curated record. Bases 341 to 859 code for a protein of 172 amino acids.